Messenger RNA from Microthlaspi erraticum, 1413 nucleotides. Lineage: Eukaryota; Viridiplantae; Streptophyta; Magnoliopsida; Brassicales; Brassicaceae. The record is from the annotation of a GenBank genome assembly.
AUGGGUUCUAAGUCCGUUGUUGACAUGAUACAAGCCUCCUCAGGGGUCCACUUUUCUGGUUUCCACGUGAACGGGCACAUGAAUGGCUUGGAACCAAGAUCAGCUAAGGAAACCACUUCUCCUGCUUCAGAAGAGAUCCAGAGACAGCCUUUUGUAAUAGGUGUUGCUGGAGGCGCAGCAUCGGGAAAGACUACUGUUUGUGAUAUGAUAAUCCAGCAACUCCAUGAUCAGCGUGUUGUACUUGUUAACCAGGACUCAUUCUAUCAUAGUUUGACUGAAGAAGAACUUGCUAGAGUUCAUGAAUACAACUUUGAUCAUCCGGACGCAUUUGACACAGAUAAUUUAUUGUCUUGUAUGGAGAAACUGAGGCAAGGUCAAGCUGUCGACAUUCCAAAAUACGAUUUCAAAACUUACAAGACCAGUGUUUUCAGAAGGGUAAAUCCUGCGGAUGUAAUAAUUCUGGAAGGGAUACUUUUAUUCCAUGAUCCACGUGUCCGAAGAUUGAUGAACAUGAAGAUUUUUGUUUGUACAGAUGCUGACGUUCGUUUGGCAAGAAGGAUAAGAAGAGAUACUGUCGAGAAUGGUAGAGAUAUCGGCACAGUACUUGACCAGUACUCAAAGUUUGUGAAGCCUGCAUUUGAUGACUUCAUUCUUCCGACGAAGAAAUAUGCAGAUAUUAUAAUCCCUCGUGGUGGGGAUAAUCAUGUAGCUAUUGACUUGAUUGUGCAACAUAUUUGCACCAAGCUGGGUCAACAUGACCUCUGUAAAAUAUAUCCUAAUCUCUAUGUUAUACAGUCGACAUUUCAGAUAAGAGGGAUGCACACCCUUAUACGAGAUUCUCAGACAACCAAACAUGAUUUUGUCUUCUAUUCUGAUCGCCUGAUUCGGCUGGUUGUAGAACAUGGUCUUGGACAUCUGCCUUUCACUGAAAAGCAAGUGAUUACUCCAACCGGAUGUGUAUAUUCUGGUGUGGAUUUCUGUAAACGGUUAUGCGGUGUCUCUGUGAUUAGGAGUGGUGAGAGCAUGGAAAAUGCGCUACGAGCGUGUUGCAAAGGUAUCAAGAUCGGGAAGAUCCUAAUUCACAGAGAAGGCGACAAUGGUCAACAGCUCAUCUAUGAGAAACUGCCAAACGAUAUAUCGGAGAGACACGUCCUAUUGUUGGAUCCUAUUCUCGGCACAGGAAACUCAGCAGUUCAAGCUAUUAACCUCCUUAUAAGCAAGGGCGUACCCGAGGGCAAUAUCGUGUUUCUAAACCUUAUCUCAGCACCUCAAGGUGUUCAUGUGGUCUGCAAAAAAUUCCCAAGAAUAAAGAUAGUGACAUCUGAAAUCGAAAAUGGAUUAAACGAAGAGUUUCGUGUUAUUCCUGGAAUGGGAGAGUUUGGGGACCGAUAUUUUGGCACAGACGACGACUAG